GUGACACCCGAGCGUAAACAGCAAAGUGUCGCGAGCAGUGAAGCGACGCGUCGACCUCAGCAAGUGAUCGAGAGUAAAAUUAUUUUUUGUACUUAACAAGCGAUCGUGUUUUUCGACCAAGAACGAGUGCUGAACAAUGGCCCAAGACAACCAAAACCAGAAUCGGGAGAUCGGACAAGAGAGUCACGAAUUUCUUCGUCAACUUUAUCCUUUGAUCAGAAAUUACAGAGGCCAACGUCCAAAUCUCCGGGACAUAUUUCGUCCCGAAGCAAUCGAUUGGCUUCUCAGUGACAUUAUUCAGAGGACAUCACCAUUGCCAUUGAGCGUCGAAGACGCACUCGAUCGAGAAGCGUUCGUCGACUUCGUGGCGCGCAGCGGCUACGAGGACGUCCCCCCCGUCGACGAAAACGGCGCGCCACUCGUGCUUCGCACCACUCCGAUACAUCACGCGGCUCGAUGCGAGCAAAACCAAGAAGAGCUCGUUGCGAAUCUGCUCGCGAUAUACGGCCAGAGCGUGAAUUACGUCGAUCCCGCGUCGGGCCUUACGCAUUUCCAGGUGGCCUGCCUGGCCGACUGCCACUCGGACGUUGGAAGAUUUCUCGAGCUCCGCGCGGUCGACGGCGCCGGGCCGGAUCCCAACGAUUCCGUAAUGCCGGGGGGUCAAUUGCCGCUGCACUGGGCUCUGUACCACGGCAAGAGGGAGCUGGCCGCGACGCUGCUGAGACACGGCGCGGAUCCGACUCAGGUCGACGACGAUCGAUUGAACGCCGUGCACCACGUUUGCAUGGGAAACGACGAUUUUAGAACGGCCAAGUUGUUCUUCGACGUGAUCGACGAGAUCCGGCACCCGUUGGAGAUCGACGCCAAAGACAGGUUCGGCUGGACGGCGCUCGUCUGGGCCGUGGCGAAUCUCAAGCCGCGCCUGGUCGACCUGCUCUUCGCUCGCGGCGCCAGCCUGGCCAACUUCGUUUUCCCCAGCGAGCGCCAAUUCGGCGAUCUUUGCGCGGCGCGAUGCGAAGAAUCGCCGGAAAAUUUUCUACUGAGACAGGCGUCGAGUGCUCUGCUCGUCGUCGAGCAUCUCGAGGCCAGAGGAUACGAGAUGAGCCCGGACAACGUCUGGACGGUCCACAACUUUUUCGCCAGGAACAGAUUGUUCGAGGAACCGCUGGACCCCGAAGACUUGUCCUGGUACGACAACGAGGAGUUCGCGAUGGACGCGCCAGGGAUAACGUUCGUUCCGGGCCUGUCGCUCUACGACCUGGUGCGAUUGCGACCCGAGGAAGCGGAACAAUCGCUCACGUGUUCGGACUACUGGAGGUUCGGGCUGACGAACCAGUUGACGUGGCUGCGCGACCCCGAGCAUCGGCAGGUCUGCGCUCGGCAUCUGUGCGACAAACUGUCGAGAGGAUUUUUCCGGCGCUGGGGAUUCGAUCUACUGCACAACGGGAACAACCGCAUCGUCGAGCAGCCAAUCGACGAACGAGCGUAAACUAACUGAGUCAAAGCUCGCGAUGAUGAUGAGGACAUUUCAAGUGUUUUCGUGAGGUGCAUCACGGCACCUAUAUAUACACGUACAAAAUAUGCAGAUGUGCAUAAAUCAAAUUUUUGAAACUCGAUUAUUGUUUUAAAAAGUGCAAUAAAGUGACAAUGAAC
Molecule: messenger RNA, 1653 nt
Organism: Trichogramma pretiosum
Lineage: Eukaryota; Metazoa; Arthropoda; Insecta; Hymenoptera; Trichogrammatidae
Exons: 2
Coding region: 137-1489 (450 amino acids)
Molecular function (GO): protein binding
Source: RefSeq, a predicted model, not a curated record